AUGUACUCCGUUUCGGCCCUUACAUUGGAAGAAGCCCAAGCGGAUCCGGAAAAGUAUAUUCGAUAUGACACAGAGCCUUACAGUCAAAUGAAGCACAUGCUUUUGAGCUCCGCCAUAACGUAUGGAAUUUUGCUUUUGAGUCUUUUCGGCACACAUCUGAUUGUGUGCAUGACACAACCCGGCGGUGGACGGAACCCACGUCGCUCAAAGUGA
This is a messenger RNA of Echinostoma caproni, 213 nucleotides long. The record is from the annotation of a GenBank genome assembly. Lineage: Eukaryota; Metazoa; Platyhelminthes; Trematoda; Plagiorchiida; Echinostomatidae.